AUGGCAGUGUCUGAUGAGGUGCACAGCGACGCGAGCGACGUGAGCGACGACGAGACGACGCCGCCGCUGCCCGAAGAGCCCAUCGAAGACUGCCGCAACUCGGACGUCGUGACCAAGUACCGCCUCGCGGCGGAGAUUGCGCAGUCGGCGCUCGAAGGUGUGCUCGGCCAGCUCGAGGCCGGCAAGGACGUGGUCGAGCUGUGCAAGUUUGGCGACCUCGUGAUGCAGCAGCGCUGCGGCGCGAUCUUCAAGACCAAGAAGAUCGACAAGGGCGUGGCCUUCCCCACGUGCAUCUCGGCGAACGAGAUCCUCUGCCACUACUCGCCGCUGGCCACCGAGUCCAAGGCACUGGCGGCCGGCGACUGGGUCAAGAUUGAUCUCGGCUGCCACAUUGACGGCUACGUGGCGGUCGUGGCGCACACGGCCAUUGUGCCCGCUACGGGCGCCGCGCUCGAGGCCGAGUUCCCGGAGCUGCGCGGCGACGAAGCCGACGUGCUCAAGUGCGCGCACGACGCCGUGGAGCUCUGUGCGCGGCUGAUCAAACCCGGCAACACGAACCUGCAGGUGACGGAAGCGCUCAUGCGCCUCGAGGAGUCGUACGGCGUCAAGAGCCUCCAGGGCACGCUCAUGCACCAGCUCAAGCGCUUUGUCAUUGACGGCAACAAGGUCAUUGCCCAGAAGACGGACGUCGAGAACCGCACGCCGAAAGUCACGUUUGAACCGCACGAAGUGUACACGAUUGACGUGUGCUACACGACGGGCAGUGACAAACCGGUGACGAGCGAGCGACGCACGACGGUCUUUAAGCGCCAAGUGAACAAGCAGUAUCGCCUCAAGAUGCGGGCCUCGCGGUACGUGUUCAAGGAGAUCAACCACAAGUUCCCGACCAUGCCGUUUACCAUUCGCGCGUUCGAAGACGAGAGUCAGGCGCGUAUGGGCGUUGUCGAGUGCGUGAAGCACGACUUGCUGCAGCCGUACCCGAUCCUGGAAGGACGACCGGGUGACAAGAUUGCGCACUUUAAGGCGACGGUGCUGCUGCUGCCGAACGGCACGUCCAAGAUCACGGGCUUGGCGUUUCCGAGUGACCGCGUUGUCUCGGAAAAGACUGUCGACGACGAGACGGCCAAGAUUCUCGCGUUGUCGUUGAAGAAGAAGAGCAGGAAGAAGAAGAAGAAAACGACGACCUAA
This is a messenger RNA of Hyaloperonospora brassicae, 1188 nucleotides long. Lineage: Eukaryota; Oomycota; Peronosporomycetes; Peronosporales; Peronosporaceae. The record is from the annotation of a GenBank genome assembly.